This is a messenger RNA of Lagopus leucura (white-tailed ptarmigan), 510 nucleotides long. RefSeq names its product olfactory receptor 52R1-like. The annotation marks the transcript as partial. The transcript has a single exon. NCBI's taxonomy places the organism in Eukaryota, Metazoa, Chordata, Aves, Galliformes, Phasianidae. The record is from RefSeq and is a predicted model, not a curated record. Gene Ontology annotation, cellular component: membrane. Gene Ontology annotation, molecular function: olfactory receptor activity. Gene Ontology annotation, biological process: G protein-coupled receptor signaling pathway.
CUCGGGAGCCUGGUGCUGCUGCGUGGAGUCCUCAUGGUGAGUCCUGGCUGCUUCCUGCUCCAUAGGAAGGCCUUCUGCCAGCAUCGUGUCAUCUCCCAUUCCUACUGUGAACACAUGGCCGUGGUGAAGCUGGUAUGUGAGGACACCAGAGUCAAUGCUGCCUAUGGCAUCUUUGUGGCUUUUGCAGUGAUAGGAGCUGACCUCACGGUGAUUGUUGUGUCCUACACCAUGAUCCUGUGGGUGGUACUGAAGCUGUCAUCAUCUGACACGCAGCUCAAGGCCUUUAACACGUGUGUAUCCCACAUCUGUGUCAUCCUUGCAUUUUAUGUCUCUGGCCUCUUCACAUUCCUCACCCACCGGUUUGGACACAGCAUCCCUCAGCACAUCCAUAUAUUGGUGGCUGAUAUCUACAUACUGUUGCCCCCCGCAGUAAACCCCAUCAUUUACGGGGUCAGAACCAAACAACUGAGGGACAAGAUAGUUGUCCUCUUUCAGAGGAAGGGAAUCUGA